AUGACUUACUUACUCGGAUUAAUAGAGGAUUGUGACUCCAACUUGAAAAACGAAAAUUUGUUCCGAAUUGUCCACGAAUAUUUGCACCUAAACUACGCAAAAUUCAAAGUGCUGAAUGGGAAAAAGGUGAUCCUAUUAUUUCUGAGCGUCUCAGCCACCCUUGCUGAUGAAAAGAAGACCACCAAACGUGGUGUCUAUGGAGAAUCUCUCGGCUUCGGUGUAGGGAGCCUCGAUUUAGGACACGGAGGAAUUUACAGUUCCGAAGGAGCUGGUCUAAUCCACGGAGGUGCAGGACUAGUUAACGGUGGAUUUGGAUUAAACAAUGGAGGAUUUGGUUCAAGCAUCAGCUACGCGCCUGGAAUCGGUUACGAUUCUGGAGCUAUUAAUUUAGGACAAUCGAUCUCCAACCAUGUUACUGUGACUAAAAAGAUUGGAAUUCCGGUACCGCAACCGUAUCCAGUAACAGUUGAAAGAAAAAUCCCAUAUCCUGUUUACCAAGCAGUUCCUGUACCAGUUGAUCGUCCUUAUGCUGUUCAUGUACCCAAACCAUACCCAGUGGCUGUUGAAAAACGUAUCCCUGUGCCAGUAAUUAAACACGUACCUUACGCAGUGAAGGUUCCAGUGAAAGUACCUUAUGCAGUGCCGUACAAAGUAGCGGUACCACAACCUUAUCCAGUACAUAUAACAAAACAUGUACCGGUACCUGUGCAUACUCCUGUUUAUAUCAAAAAAGCAGUACCUGUUGUAGUUUCUAGCGGAUGGCAUAAAGCAGUUACUGUCUUCGCUGCAGAGACGAAAAAACCGGAAAAACGCUAUGUCGCAGAAAGAAACGUACUAUCUCUAAGCACUGGGUACCAAUUAGGUACGCAUCAACAUGGAUCGCCACAUUCCAUCAGUUACGGAGCGCCUCUAUCUUUUGGAUCUUCUGGAUCGCCCCAUCACUUUAGUUAUGGAGCUCCUUUACCUCUUGGAUCAUCCAUCUCAGCUUACAGUUCUCCCUAUGCUUUCGGGCCUUCACCAUUAGCUCUAAAAUCAUGUUUGCUAUAA
Molecule: messenger RNA, 1047 nt
Organism: Psylliodes chrysocephalus
Lineage: Eukaryota; Metazoa; Arthropoda; Insecta; Coleoptera; Chrysomelidae
Source: the annotation of a GenBank genome assembly